AUGGAGUUUGAACCAAGCCCACCAGCAGUAAUAGACAAGAAAUUAUGGCAUAUCAUAAGAACUGCUCUCUACAUAAUGAGAAAAGGCAUAUCAAAGGGCAAACUAACGUUUGAUCUUCACAUGAUGCUUAAACGAGGUAAAAUAGCAAGCAAAGCCAUAGGCAACCUAAGGCUCCACCACAACUACUCCACCUUCACUUGCCGGUCGGAUGACGUUCUAACGUCUUUCAUAUCGCCCGGAGAAUACGAGUUCAGCUGCAGCAAUACCCCUGUCAAGCUCAAGAAUCCUCUCCAUCGUCGAAGCCGUUACCAAGUAGCAGAAGAAAAACGUUUGGCACGAACAGUGUUUGAUAUUUUAAACCAUUAUGAAAUGGUUGAAUCAUCUCCAUUGACGACGCUGCCAGGUUUUGGAUGCAGCCCAUUAGUUCGCCAAUUGAGGGUGACUGACUCGCCAUUUCCAUUACAAGAUGCAGAAGAGAAUGACCACCAAGUGGACAAGGAUGCAGAAGAGUUCAUUAACAAGUUCUAUAAAAAUUUGAAGCAACAAAAGAGGAUGGCUGCCUUGGAAUCUCCAUCGCCUUACCACAUAUGGCAUAAAUGA
Molecule: messenger RNA, 600 nt
Organism: Fraxinus pennsylvanica
Lineage: Eukaryota; Viridiplantae; Streptophyta; Magnoliopsida; Lamiales; Oleaceae
Source: the annotation of a GenBank genome assembly